GGGAAUGUUAGGGAUGUGGAUUAGGAUAUAUUAUUAGAUAGAUCCUAUCCAAGCUUGUGUUAGCAAGCUUCCAAUAUCAGCAGAGUGACAUUCCCCUUUUGUGCGCAGCAAAGCAUGUGCGUUAGAUUCGCUAGAAUCUCUAUAACAAUAUUACACUUUAUAGUUCAAUAUUACACUUCCUGGCAAAGGUCCCCUUUGUCCCUCUUAAAAGAAAUACACAACACAGUGUUUAUAAAAUAAGAUAGAGUUUACUUACAGUUUCAUCCUGAGUUACAGCAUAAUCUCAGAAAGGCAGGCUUGCUUAGAAAAGUUACAAGUAUAUAUACAUCUAGAGACUACUUAGUAAAGUAAGACUCCAUUUGGUCUCACUCUUGGCUGCAGGCCUAGAGUGAGAACCAUGCUAACUGGAGAUUCUCUGGAGAUGUGUCCUCAUCGAGGGAGGAAGUAGCUAAGAGAGAGAGAGAUUGCAGGCUAGGGCUUUUGUCUAAUCCAACUCAUUUGCAUGUCUGAGGGAACAGGAACUGACCUGUAGUCAGGUGUCCCUCCAGGUGAGUUCCUGUUAGUGGACACUCUCGGAACUGUUGUGACUUGUCUGCCCCAGUGUUCCAUCCCACACACAUGACCUGGAAGCUAUAUGCCAGCUCCCUCGGCCAAUAACGCAAGAUGAGCUCUGCAACCCCAGAGUCGGUCACAACUGGACCUAAUGGUCAGGGGUCUCUUUACCUUUACAUUCAGGUCCAGCUUCAUGACAUAGCAUCCUCAGGCCAUGGCCCUGUCUCUUACCCCGUGUCUCUGAUUAGUGCUAGGCAGUUUGGUCUGGACACCUUCCGUUUAAAUUUCCCACAGUGCUUCUGGUGCAGCAUUAUUCUGGGACAUUAUGGGAAGUUAAAUAGCAACUUGCUGCUCAGGGGAUGAAUUGAUAUAGGUGGGGGUCUGCCAAGAUUCACUUUGCCAAGGACACACCUCUUCUUCUUGGUCUUUGAUAAAUGAACUGUUGUUGUUAGUGCCCCUCCUAUAUAAUCUGUAUUAUAUGGUAUUUUGGGGUGGAUUUGUUUUCAUUAUAUUGUAUUAUUUUUUUCUAGAUGUAACCUCCCCUAGGAUCUUAAUGUGAAGGGUGGGUAAUAAAUACAAUGAUGAUGAUUAUCUAUGAUGUUGAUGAUAAGAAUUGGUUUGCUGGAUCAGACUCACUGCCUAGUCCAGUAUUUUGUUUCCAGCAGUGAGUGGCUGAAUGCUUCUUGAAUCUGAAGAAUGUAUUUACAGUAUUUUACAUAUUUAGUACCUCUCCCUUCAGUUCUGAAGAUCUACCAGGGUAACUUAUAGUAGAUCAAAAAAACCCAAACAAAAGCUUAAUGGUAAAUCAGCAGUAGGGAAAAACUAUCACAACAUUAAAACCAAAGCUGCAACGUUUACAAAUCUGGAGCUACCUGCAGACACUAAAAAGGUCUUCAUGCUUGACACUGAGAUUUCAAAAGUUGCUUAGGCAAGCUUACAUAGGGAGAGUGUUUCAAAGAUGGGGUGCCACAAGUUCAACUGAAAAGACUAAACCUGGCCACUCCCUGCCUCAUCCUAUUGUACAGAAUUAGAGCAACUGCCUGUUUAUCCCCGCUGGUGGUAGUUCUCCACAGGCUUAGGCUUAGCCUUUCUGUUUUCUGAUACCUCAUAUCCUUUAACUAAAGAUGCUGGGAACUGAAUCUGGGACCAUACACACGUGAAGCGAUGAACUAUAUCAGUGUGGGAAACCUGUGGCUUUCCAGAUAUGAACAGCCUCAUGACAUCCUUAGCCACACGUUUUGCUCAAGAAGCUUUUGGGAAGCAGUACAAACAAACCAUAGGACUUGACUUCUUUUUGAAAAGAAUAACACUCCCAGGAAAUGUAAAUGUUACUCUUCAAGUAUGGGAUAUAGGAGGCCAAACAAUAGGAGGCAAGAUGUUGGAUAAAUAUGUCUAUGGCGCACAGGCUGUCCUCCUGGUGUAUGAUAUCACCAACCAACAGAGCUUUGAAAAUGUAGAAGAUUGGUAUAAUGUUGUAAAGAAGGUCAAUGAAGAGUCAGAAACUCAGCCACAUGUGGCUCUGGUAGGCAAUAAAAUUGAUCUGGAGCAUCUGCGGACAGUAAAAGUUGAUAAGCACCUUCGAUUUUGCCAGGAAAAUCAUUCUAGCAGUCAUUUUGUGUCAGCCAAGACAGGUGAUUCCGUCUUCCUGUGUUUUCAAAGAAUUGCUGCUGACCUCCUUGACGUCAAAUUAAACAAAGCGGAAAUAGAGCUAUCACAGAGUGUAGUGAAGGCGGAUAUUGUAAACUAUAGCCAGGAGCCUGUGGCAAGAACAGUUAACUCUCCUAGAAGCUCAAUGUGUACAAUUCAGUGAACUUUUUUUUGUAUUGAUCUCCUUUGGCAGCCAUACUACCUUUGCAAAGACGUUGCCCGGAAUGUUGUUUUAACAGUGAACAUUUCUGUAGAGCGUUUAGAAGUUUCAAGAACUUACUACCCUUUUGUGUGUUGAAAAGCAGCAGGCAGUGUUUUCGGCUAGUCAAGAUUCAAAUGUUGGGACCACACACUUUGAAAAAUUAUGAGAUAUAUAUAUCUAUAUAUCUAUAUAUGUCUAUAAUCUUGUGAAUUAUAUUUCAAUAAAGGAAUACAACUAUGUAUACAGAUGCCCUUUACAUAUAUUGUCACUUUGUGGGACAGGGAAAUUAAAAAUGUAUAAAUGAUACAGGAUAAUCAGUGAUGCUUGAAAUACAGCUGUGGAGUUGAAAAUAAAUCUCUGCUUACAGACAU
Messenger RNA from Zootoca vivipara (common lizard), 2772 nucleotides. Lineage: Eukaryota; Metazoa; Chordata; Lepidosauria; Squamata; Lacertidae. The record is from RefSeq and is a predicted model, not a curated record.